Drosophila bipectinata is the source of this 4724-nucleotide messenger RNA. It is a transcript of the gene Hs3st-A, whose product is annotated as Heparan sulfate 3-O sulfotransferase-A. The record is from RefSeq and is a predicted model, not a curated record. Gene Ontology annotation, molecular function: [heparan sulfate]-glucosamine 3-sulfotransferase activity. NCBI's taxonomy places the organism in Eukaryota, Metazoa, Arthropoda, Insecta, Diptera, Drosophilidae.
AGAUGCGAUGCCCAAGCGGAAAUUAACUUUGGGUGUCUGAUGCGGACUUUUUACAAACACGUCGGAAUGGAGCUGGCUAACGAAACUUGUGGCAACAACAUAGGUUGCUGUGGCAGAUCAGGAGCCACCCGAUCCAAAAAUCCAAUUAAAGAGCUACAAUAAGGCCGAGCUGUUGCUGGUAAACCAGCUUUUUGUUUGGCUUAAUAACUCACCCAGCCGCUGGACGGCAGCACGUGAAUAGGUAUUGCCCCAAAAGGUAUUGCCUGGAAUUUAAUUAAAGCCAGAAAGACCAAAAAUUCAAGAGUUGCCAGGGAAGGGUUAAAGCACAAAAGAGUGCCAGUCCCAGCGGCGGGGGUGGCGGGUGGACCAUAAAUCCACUCCCCCAUGCGGCAGCAGUUGCACGUUGCGCGUUGCCAACGAGCUGGCCCACGUCCACUGGCCAAUUAGUUGCUGCAACAGCCAAGAGCGGCAAUCGUUUGGGCCCCAUUGAACGUACAGCCGCCUCCACACUGAUGACUGCCGCCAAAAGAAGAGCGGGGAGCAGUGGCAGCAGCAGUGGAAGCAGCAGCGGCAGCAACAGUGGAAGCAAUGGCAGCAACGACCAGCAGUCCCAGCAGCAACAUCACCAGCUGCAGCAUCAACACCAGGCCCACCAACACCACCCGGAGUACCAGCAGUUGCUGCAGCAUCCGCACCACCACUACCACCAGCACUACAGCAGCAACGGUCAGCACAACCACUCGGCCAACAGCCACCCACAGCAAUACCACCAGAGACAGCAGCAACAUCAGCAGCAGCACCACCACCACCAGCAGCAUCAGGCGACAUUGCGCGAUUGCUCUGUCAAAUUGCCACUGGAUAUCCUAUGGUUGCCGAAAUCGGCCAUGCGACCGGCUGGACCAGAUACCUCGCCCACCGACUGCAUCCUGGUGGUGGGCGUGUCCCGUCCAAAGCUGGCCGUUGUCUUCCUCACGGUCAUGCUGAUCUCUCUGUUCCUCACCUUCCACGUCCUCUACGACAGUGCCGUGUACAACAUCCAGGCUGCCCAGGCGGUUCACGAACGGCACCGCCUCUCCCUGGCCGCCUCCUCAUCGGCCCUUCCCUCCUCCUCGCAGUCCGCCGGAAUAAUGACCUCCUCCGGCUCAGCUGCCGCAUCCCCCCUGUCAUCCUCUUCCAAUCAUCAGCCCGUUUUCGUAAAGCCAGUCCAGAGUUCGAAUCAGCUCAGCCAUCCCAUGGUCUUUCCCUCGAGUCGAGUGCAUUUCCCGAAAACCAGUCGUCGGCUGCCACAGGCUCUCAUCAUCGGAGUGCGAAAGUGCGGAACCCGCGCCCUCCUGGAGAUGCUCUACCUGCAUCCCAGGAUUCAGAAAGCAGGCGGCGAGGUGCACUUCUUCGAUCGCGACGAGAACUAUCUGAAGGGCCUGGAGUGGUACCGCAAGAAGAUGCCUCACUCCUUCCGCGGCCAAAUCACCAUCGAGAAGAGUCCCAGCUACUUUGUGUCCCCGGAGGUGCCGGAAAGAGUGCGGGCCAUGAACGCGAGCAUCAAACUGCUGCUGAUUGUCCGGGAGCCGGUGACCCGGGCCAUUUCCGACUACACGCAGCUGCGUAGCCAUGCCGCCACCGCCAUCCUGCCCCUGGCCGAGCCCCAGAAUGCGAGUCCCAACCCCAGUCCCAGGGAGAGCUCCGGAGGAGGAGCCACUGGCGCCAGUGGAGCGGCAGCUGCCAAGAUGCCAUCGCCAUUGCAAUCGCAAUCGCUGCUUUAUGGGAAACUGCAGUCGGCCCGUGGGUACGACAAUGCCCUCCUGGGGGGCAGCGGAGCCGGAGCCAAGGAGACAAAAGCCAAGACAGGACCAGUGGCCAGGCGGCCAGCAGGAGGAGCAGGAGGGACAGCUGCCAUGACCACGACGACUCUGUCGCCCUUGGCAAGCGCCGCCCAAAUGGCAGCCAAGUCCUUCGAGGAGCUGGCCAUAUUUCCCAACGGCACUGUUAACGAGGCUUAUCGACCGCUCAGCAUCUCCAUGUACCACGUCCACCUCCAUCGCUGGCUGGAGGUCUUUCCGCGCGAGCAGCUCCUGGUCGUCAACGGGGAUCGCCUGAUCGAAGACCCGGUCUCGCAACUAAAACGCAUCGAGGCUUUUCUGGGUAUCGAACACCGUGUAAAGAGCGAGCACUUUUACUUUAACGAGACGAAGGGGUUCUACUGUCUGCGCUACGACAACGGCGAUCGGUGCCUGAGAGAGACCAAGGGCCGGAAGCACCCGCACGUGGACCCCGUGGUGGUGUCCAGGCUGCGCAAGUUCUUCGCCGAGUACAACCAGCGCUUCUACGAGCUGGUGGGCGAGGAUCUGGGCUGGCCGGAGGAGUAAGAAGCAGGACCUUUACAAGCGGAGGAAGCGGAAAAAUGGAAACGCCUCUGCAGGCGGGCAGCCAAUAAAUCUGAUGGUGGUCAAUCGCUAGCCGAUUUAAUUACAAGGCGAAACCGGGAGAGCAAAAUGGAAAAGUGAGAAAGUUUUUCCUGGGCAGGACCUGGGCAGCCAUUUUGCGUUGCAUACUUUUCAGGGCGGCGCGCAAUAUUUCUGCCUGGCCGGAGUCGAGCAGGUCUGACAGUUCAAUUAUGCGCGCGUAUUGAAAAAUUGCAUUCCUAUUUGCCCGCGCCCCGCCCUGCCGCCCUACCCCCUCCUGGCCACAUGUAAAUUUGCCUUUACACCAGCAGGAGCCGAAGCUGGAAAGCAAGAACAAGGAGCAGGAUACAAAAGCAUAAAAAACAAACAAAUAAAUAGUGAAAUAAACUGCACGCAUUUCGCUGUGCAGCAGGCCAUGAAAGUGUGUGUGUGUGCGACACAAAAAUCGCUUAUAUAUAUAUAUCGUUUGAACAGGACAUAUGUAUAUAGGGCGAAAUGAAAGCAAUAUCUACACGAUGUUCGAAGGUUACACCUUUUCUACAUAUGUUUAUUUCCUCUCUCUCCAUGCGUGGGUGUGUGUGUGUGUGUAUGUGAGUGUUGUUGAACUCGAGUGUCUGUGAGCAUAAAAAUUAAUUAAGCAACUAAAUGUGAUUUUAUAGCAUGUAAGCUUAGGAGAAAUUGAAAAUGAUUGCGAUGCUCAUCGACAGAGAGAGAGAGAGAGAGUCGAGAGGAGAGGGGAAGUAUACUAAACUUGGAGGCAAUUAAAAAUGUAUUUAGACUAACAGUCGGCUGAAUAAAAAGUGUGCAUGGAAACUAAACAUAUCAGAUAAAUAUCUACUCCAGAAUAUACACAAUUAUACAACUCGAAUAUCGAGAAUCGAAUAUUUCAAACUUACGUUACAUAUCCGGUGGCGCUAAACCAACCAACCAACAUGAAAUCGAAACAUAUCAGCUGCAAUGUCGGCAAAAACUCAUAAUUAUACACAAGCAUAUCUAUAUAUUAUAUAUACAAGGACCUAAAACCUAAGCCCCAUUGUUAGAGCCUAAGUCGAGCAUCAAACUUGUUGUAAAUGACUUUGAUUUUGACCUAGUUUGUAGGGCGCGAUGUGUCACUGAAUCGUCAUAGACAAACUUAUAGUUGAAUAUACAUAUAUAGCCAUAUCCUAGGUUAAUCCUGCACUGCCUAAACUAAACUCAAAGAUGAGAUAUCUAUUAGAUAAUUAUACUGCACCCCCUAGAUCAUAAUUUUAUCAGAGAUACUUUUUUAAAGCAUUUUUAAGCGAGAUUGUUUUUUAAGCCCUAAUCAAUUACGGAAACUCUACCUAUAGAUAAAUAUUGAAUAUACACGUAUAUACUUAUCAGCUGUUUGGCUAAAGUUUAAAUAUUUCGUAUGCAUAUCAGACUUAAUCUAGGCUAAUGCUCCCCGAGACGAUCCAUCCAAUUUCGGUUUACCACUCGAUAAAUACAUGACAUAUACCUCCCCCCCUUUGUUAGGGAUCUUCAGCGCAGAAACUAUGAAACAGAAAAUAGACUAUGGAAUGUGUAUAAACCUAAUUUUUACAGUGAAUCUCCUCAUAUACAAGAACACCAAGAUGAUCUCUCAACGACAAUGGAACCAUAUAAGAAUUGAAACUAACCAAGCAAUAUAAAGUCAAAGCAAGACUGAAGGUCCUCCGCAAAUUGUUUUUCCUUAAUUCCAAAAUUUUUUAACAGUGACUCUAAUUUAGAAAACCGAACAGAAACCACAAGAAUAUUGUAGCAGAAGACAACGAACAUUUUUAAUUUGUUUAUAUUUUUAUACAAAAACUAAAUUAAAUAUUAGCCGAUAUCCAGAAUGGAAAAGUAAGAAGAUUACACUAAAGUAACGCGAAAUUAUAUAAUUAUUAUGAAUAUAUAUCCAAAAGAGCAAUUUGUAGUUGCAUUUUGUCCUCAAACUCGAACUCGAAACUCGAACUACGCCAAUUGCAUACAAAAUACAUAUCAAAAGUUUAACUCGACUCUAGAUCCUUCAUUGAUAUUGAGAUAUUGAUAUUAUUGAUGUAUUGUCUACUUAUUAAAUUGAACGUGCAAAACUCAACAACUAUAAUGUACCUUAAAUCAACUCUCUAUUUCUUUAACUCUAACUCUACGGAUAACUCAAAUCUUGCAACUUACUCAAAACUUUCAAUGUACAUAACAAAAGUGUAUUUAAAAACAAUCCCCAAAAAGGACAAGAAAAGCGAAAAAAAAAUUCGAAUAGAAAUUCAACAAAUUGUAAUAAAACCAAAGAAACUAAAUCAACAUUUUAAGCUAUGGAAAUUUUACGCAUGCAAUAAAUAAAUGUAA